Messenger RNA from Geodia barretti, 450 nucleotides. The record is from the annotation of a GenBank genome assembly. Lineage: Eukaryota; Metazoa; Porifera; Demospongiae; Tetractinellida; Geodiidae.
AUGACCGCACCGAAUGAUGUUGUCCUCCGCGAUAUUCUGGAAGAAUGCCGCGAUGGGGUUGAUGGGAUCGGUUUCAAUGAGGUGGUGGUGAUGCUGGAAAGCACUGCCGCAUCGGCGGAAGUGUAUAUGGACUUUGAUGAUCUGAGGUUCACCCCCAACGGUCGCGUGGUCACGCUGAUGGUGCCCGGCGGAACGCACAUGCACCUGGACAUGUCGAAAAUCCGGGAGGCGGAAUUCAUUCAAACCACCAAUGACCAGGGGUUACCGUCGUAUCAACUGUGGAUGCGCGACGGCGACGGCCAUCCGGCGAUGCGCGUUUAUCUGCGCAAAUCGGAAGUGGAUGCCACCAACCCGCACCGGCACAAUUUCUUCAUGGCGCUGCUGGAAAAGUAUCCUCAAAAAAUCGCGUUGCCCGCCGACGCCUACGAUUCGAUAGAAGAACACCCGUAG